This is a messenger RNA of Corticium candelabrum, 3072 nucleotides long. Its product is annotated as 3-hydroxy-3-methylglutaryl-coenzyme A reductase-like. The record is from RefSeq and is a predicted model, not a curated record. Gene Ontology annotation, cellular component: endoplasmic reticulum membrane; peroxisomal membrane. Gene Ontology annotation, molecular function: protein binding; NADP binding; hydroxymethylglutaryl-CoA reductase (NADPH) activity. Gene Ontology annotation, biological process: sterol biosynthetic process; isoprenoid biosynthetic process; coenzyme A metabolic process. The transcript has 20 exons. Bases 68 to 2791 code for a protein of 907 amino acids. NCBI's taxonomy places the organism in Eukaryota, Metazoa, Porifera, Homoscleromorpha, Homosclerophorida, Plakinidae.
ACCCAACACUUUCUCCCUACAACAUUUCCAGUCACUACCGCAGUGUCCCCACCCGUAUCAAGCGGGAAUGACAACCGUCCAAUCAGAAUUGGCGAAGGUCUUUCGCAGCUACGGCCAUCUGUGCGCCUCUCACCCGUGGGAAGUGAUUGUGGCGACUUUUACCCUCACCGGAUGCAUUCUCUCCAUGGGAUUCCUCGUCCCGCAGUCGCAACCCGUGUGUCCGACAUUGCACUGCGACGCGUCAGGAGAUGGUGAAAACAGUUCCGACGUCAUACUUCUCAGUGUCACUCACACGUUGGCCGUACUCUACAUCUACUUGCAGCUAAGAAACCUGUCUCGUCUCGGGUCGUCGUAUCUUCUCGGGAUAGCCGUCGUGUUCACUCUUCUCGCCAGUUUUAUAUUCGCAGCUGGCGUUAUCGGCUUGCUAGGCAAAAGCGUGACAGGACUAAAUGAGGCUCUUCCGUUUUUUCUACUUCUAGUCGACCUAAAUAAAGCCCGUACGUUGGGUGUAUUCGUUUUGGGAUCGUCAAGUCCUCUUGAUGUUAAGGAGAGAAUUGGGAAAGGUAUGGCUAUGCUUGGACCUGUUCUAGCCAUUGACACAAUGGUUGAAUUGUUAGUCACGGGCAUAGGAUUAAUGACGGGUGUUCAUCAGGUGGAGACUAUCUGCUGUUUUGGGUGCAUGUCUAUUUUGGCAAAUUUUAUUGUGUUUAUGACAUUCUUUCCGGCGUCACUUGCUCUCGUUCUUGAGAUGUCACCUGACAGUAAAAUCAAGUCUCUGAAAGGAUAUCUUAAAGAGUCAUGGAGUGAGUCGGAUGAUAAAAAACCGAACCCGGUGACACAGAACAUCAAGCUCAUAAUGAGUGUUGGUUUGGUUGCUGUCCAUGUGCACAGCUGGAUGGUCAACAAGAGUUCUCCAGAAGUGGAUGAUGUCAAUUUACCUACUCAACCAUCAGACUACGGCUUGUGGUCUGAGUUCUUAGGAAUCGGUCCCGAGAAGUACGUGGCGGUUACUCUUGGGUUACUUCUAUCACUGAAAUACAUAUUCUGGGAUACUAUGGACAUUCCGGCUGAUCCAUCCUUCAUCAUACCUAAAAAGCGUCGCGUCUCAAUCUCAACACAAUCCAUACCCAAACCACAUACCUACACACCACCGGCAUCUCCACUCGAUCAACAACUAGAGCCAUCGCUACCAGAGAAAGUCAGUCAGUCGGAUGGUGGAAACGAUGGAGUGAAAGACGGAGGCAAUGACGAGCGAUCACAAGUCACGUCUAAGAUGGCAAACGGUACAGCAAGAGACUUUGUGAUGUCUUCAUGUGUGGAGUAUGGACUUCAGCCGUUGUUGCCAACAAUUUCUGAAAAGUGUGAGAUUUAUUCGAAAACAAAGUUUAUUGUUGAGUCGUCGGAUGAUGAGCAAGAUGAGGAGGAGGAGGAGGACGUGUUUGUUGCUAUUCCAGAGGAGCCACGUUCGUUGCAGGAAUGUCUCGAGAUUUAUGGUACAGAGGGCGGUGUGAAGCGUCUCAGUGAUCUGGAGGUUGUGGAGUUGGUGAAGGCUAAACACAUGUCUGUGUACAACUUGGAGAAGGAUCUCGGAGACCCCAGUCGUGCCGUAGUGGUGCGGAGAAUUAUUGUUGCUUCUCAGCUCAAGGAUUCACAAGCAAUGGACAACAUUCCACAUGCCAACUAUAACUACGACUUGGUAAUUGGUGCUUGCUGUGAGAAUGUCGUUGGCUACAUUCCUAUACCCGUAGGAGUUGUUGGUCCCUUGCUGCUUGAUGGCCAGCAGUACACUGUCCCUAUGGCAACAACAGAAGGCACUUUGGUAGCAAGCACCAACAGAGGCUGCAGUGCACUUAGAAGAGCUGGUGGAGUAUCUAGUGUCUUACUCAGUGAUGGAAUGACUCGUGGACCCGUUGUACGCUUUCCAUCGGCGUCAAUGGCAAGCAAGGUGAAGGAAUGGCUUGAACAGCCGGACAAUUUUGCUAAAGUUCAAAAGGAUUUCAAUCAAGAAAGCAGGUUCACUCGUCUCAGCAGUCUGAAAACGGUUGUUGCCGGUCGACACCUUUUCAUUCGUUUCAAGGCUUUCACUGGUGAUGCUAUGGGCAUGAACAUGGUGUCGAAGGGAGCAGAGAGUGCUCUCAGGUCUCUUCAGGAAAUAUUUCCUGAUAUGGAAAUCAUUAGUGUUAGUGGAAAUUUUUGUACGGAUAAGAAGCCGUCGGCGGUCAACUGGAUAGAAGGACGAGGAAAGUCUGUUGUAUGUGAGGCAGUUAUUCCAUCAGCAAUAGUGAAACAGACUCUUAAAACGUCUGUUCAAGCUCUCGUGGAUGUCAAUACCAGCAAGAAUCUCAUUGGAUCUGCGGUGUCAGGCUCUAUCGGUGGAUUUAAUGCACAUGCUGCUAACAUUGUGACAGCCAUAUAUCUAGCGACAGGACAGGAUCCUGCACAAAACGUGUGCAGCUCCAAUUGUAUGACUCUCAUGGAGCCGUGGGGACCCAACAAGGAAGAUGUCUAUGUUAGCUGUACGAUGCCCUCGGUAGAAAUAGGAACCGUAGGAGGAGGAACAAACCUUCCAGGACAGUCAUCUUGUUUGCAGAUGCUCGGUGUGAAGGGACCAAACAGAGAGAAUCCCGGCAAAAAUGCGGCCACUCUGGCACGAAUUGUGUGCGGCACAGUGUUGGCCGGUGAGCUGUCGUUACUGUCGGCUCUAGCCGAAGGACAUCUUGUGAGAAGUCACAUGAAACACAACAGGUCUUCUGUUGCAUUGAUGACAAAUUUGUCUCACGUUGAGAGGUAAUGCUGAGUUUCUCUGUCAACGACACAAUUAGGAUCGACACUAGGUAGAUGUGGGCUAGAAGCAUAGGAUUGGCUUAUAGAAAUUAUGGCCAGAUGAGAUCUAUAGCUACAGUAGCCGCUACUCUGGUGUUCAUUAUUUAUAUGUAAAUUAAGAUAGCAGAAUACCGCAUCUCAGAUUUAUCUGUGAUCUGUGGAACUUACCACUCCAGAAUUCCCUGUAGUUUGUGUCAAUGUAGAGAAGUCUUGUAGUUAUAUAUCAGAGAAUUUAUGAUUCUGUCUCGA